AUGAAAAACGCAAAAGACUCAUUUAUUUUGAAUGCUGAUCAACAGCCAGAGUCUUUGGAACUGAAUCAUAAAUUCAAUCCUCAAAAAUGGGAUAAUAUCACUUGUUAUUAUUUGCAUUACCAAGGUUGGAAUCUGAAAUGGGAUGAAUGGGUAGGUAUCGAUAGGAUAUUGGAAAUCAACGAUGAAAACAAAUACAAGAAACAGGAAUUAGAACAGUUGACGAAAAGAAAACGUGUUAAAAGAGAACUGUCAGUUGAAGCAUCGGGUAAAAAUGCUCAUGGAAACAAAAAGUCUAAAAGUAGCAGUUCCGGCUCAGCAUCAUCAUCCACCAAUACCAAUUCCCAAUCCAAAGCAGUCAAAAAGUCAGUUACGGUUAAUCUUUGGUUCCCUCCCGAGUUGAAAUACUUGCUAGUUGAUGACUGGCAAUAUAUCACCAAGGACAAAAAAUUGGUUGAUUUACCAAGUGAACAUUGCGUUUCAGAUAUCCUUCAAGAUUACAAGACAUGGAGAUCGAAAAAACUUAAAGCACAUCAAGUAUCAAUUUUGACUGAAAUUUUACAAGGUUUGGAGAUUUAUUUUGACAAAUCAUUAAGUUUACUCUUGUUGUACAAGUAUGAAAAUUUACAAUAUUUGGACUUGUUGAAAAACAACACCAUUAAUCAAAACCAUAGUCAAGUCAAGGUGUAUGGAUUAGAACAUCUACUAAGGUUAUUGGUGUCGUUACCUGGACUCAUUAGCCAAACUACGAUGGAUGCGCUAAGUAUAAGUGUUUUGAUCCUGGAGGUGGAAGAGUUGUUGAAGUUUUUAAAAGAUCGAAUCAGUGAGUACCAAAGUGAAUACGUGUAUACCAGUCCGCAAUAUGAUAGUUUAGCGAGAUCUUAA
Molecule: messenger RNA, 882 nt
Organism: Lodderomyces parapsilosis
Lineage: Eukaryota; Fungi; Ascomycota; Pichiomycetes; Serinales; Debaryomycetaceae
Gene: EAF3
Product: Eaf3p
Exons: 1
Coding region: 1-882 (293 amino acids)
Biological process (GO): regulation of DNA-templated transcription; chromatin organization
Cellular component (GO): NuA4 histone acetyltransferase complex; Rpd3S complex; nucleus
Source: RefSeq, a predicted model, not a curated record